CGAUUUGGAUCCUGAUUUGUUUUUCUUUUCUUUUUUUUUUUAAAUUUUCAACGAGUCCAUUGCUGAAGGAUUUGCGGAUUUACAGCCCGUGUUGAACCCGUGUGUAUUUUUACAAAGAGGAGAAGGAUUGUUAUGCGCACUGACUAAGCUCACCGAGCAUCAACAUGUCUUUAUGAGGAUGGAGCUGUGGACACGAGUGACAUCUUUUCCAUUUUAAACGCUUUACCCUCACAGUUGUUUUUUUUUUUUGGCCUGAUCUCGACUGUUUCCUUCCAGCAGACUGACAAUAUCUCUUUUUCGGUCCAGCCUGAUAUGUUGGGAGCUAGAUCUUCUUGCGAGAAAACAAGGUAAUGGGAGAGAAAUCACACAGAGUCGGCACAGAGAACAAGGGAACAUUGUUCGGAAAAAGACAAUUAGGGCGCACCGAAAGGCAACAGAAAUAGCUCCUGGGUGGCGAUAAAUUUCAGAAAAUUCGAUUCGGUGGAGUUAUAUUUGUGCCGAGGAGCACUGCUUUGCAGGAAGGAGGACUAAUGACAAAUUAAUGGGAAAGUCAUGGGAUUGGCUCUGAAAUAGUACGAUCGUGGACGCGCAGAAAACCCGUCGUUUUUGGAGAUUCAGGCGCACGGAUUGAAGUUUCUCCUGCACAUUCGAAGGUGGUUUUCUUUUCUUUUUUCUUGUUUUUGCUUCGAGUCAGUACAAUUUGCUGAAUUUUGGAUCCAUGAGGUUGUACACAGCAGGCUUUCACUUCACGCUCUGACUGUCUCUACCUAUAGCCUGGUCGGCUGGAGUCGCACAUCCAUUGUUUUGAGAGUCUCCUUGCAACAGCAUCGAAAACAGAAAAUAUUGGCCAAAUCUUGCAAAUGGGGCUACAUAUGCUGGGUGUCAGGGUUGAAAUGGCGUGUCGAGGAAGUGGGAAUGGAUUGGGAAUCCUGCUGGUAUUCUUACUGGAUUUACUGGGGACGACGGCCAGCAAUAUGGAGCCCAUCUACUGGAAUUCCCUGAACGAAAGGUUCAGGGACGAUAAGGGCUACGUUCUGUACCCUCAGAUUGGGGACCGGCUGGACCUCAUCUGCCCCCCGCUGGACACCGCCAGGUCCACGCCAGAGUAUGAGUACUACAAGCUCUACCUCGUGUCGUCGCGGGAGCAGGCGGACCGCUGCGAGGUGAUGGGACCCCCCAACAUUGUGCUCACCUGUGACGAGCCCACCCGCGAACGUCGCUUCACCAUCAAGUUCCAGGAGUUCUCGCCCAACCUGUGGGGCCACGAGUUCAAGAGCAUGCAUGACUACUACAUCAUCGCUACGUCAGAUGGGACGCGCCAAGGCCUGGAUAGCAUGAGAGGCGGAGUGUGUGCCACGCAAGGCAUGAAGGUGGUCCUGAAAGUGGGACAGAGCCCAUAUGGACUGCCUCCGAAGAAGGAGCCAGCAGGACGCACCACCAGCAGAAACCCAGGCGGCGCGGGGAACUCCACUCAGUCUCAAAGACCCAACAGCUUCGGGGGUGAAGGCAGCGGUGAGAACGGGCCCCUUCAGCCUUCCAACAUUGCCCUCAUCGCUGGCGCUGCGGGAGGUUCCGCUUUUCUCCUCCUGGUGACCGCUGUGAUCUGUGUCGUGUGCUACCGGCGGCGGCAUGCCAAGCACUCAGACACCCACCACCCUCCGCUGUCGCUGUCCUCGCUCACCAGCCCCAAGCGGGGAGGCGGUGGAGGCAUCACCAGCUCCAACAACAAUGGCUCCGAGCCCAGCGACAUCAUCAUCCCCCUGCGGACGUCGGACUCGGCCUACUGCCCGCACUACGAGAAGGUGAGCGGGGACUACGGACACCCAGUCUACAUUGUCCAGGAGAUGCCGCCUCAGAGCCCAGCCAACAUCUACUACAAAGUAUGAGAAGGCUGCUGAUCCGGCCGACUGGACACACCCACCUCCCUCCACCCAUUACCGACAAAUUCCCUGCUCCAAAUGAAGCCACAGCAAAGCUUGCCAUCAUAGCUCCGACCCUGAACCCCUCAAUACUACCAGUGUUGUCCCUCGGACCCCACUACUCACUGCUCCGUGAGCCCACACCCCCGGCCACAGUUGUGUUCCUAGCUGAAUAAACCACCCCACCCCAUUCUCACACAACUGGGCCACUAAGUGUGUGUUAAGGGCAAUGUCGUAACCGUACAUAGCCCUUCUUAACAAUGCCCUCACGAAUGGGCAAGAGCCUCUGAGUGCCCCCUUCUUGUUAGCUCAGAGCUAAAUGAGCCCCACCUGUGCUGAAUAGAAGAGUCGUUCCCCCAAACGCCAGUGUGUAUGUGCAGCACACACUCCUUUUUUUUUUUUUUUUAGGAGUUUGGAGGGGCUUUGGGACAUGUGAUGUUUUAAAAAAGAAAAAAGAAAAGAACUACAACAAUAACAAUAAGAAAAAAAAAAAAACGAAAAAAAACCCUACACCCCUGAACCCACUUAACGCUGGAGAACUCUGAUUCCCAGAGGCCAUACCUGCCUAUUCCCACCACCCCGCCCCUCAGAGCUCCGUCAGCCAACCAGAGACCGGCCCCUGCCACUGACUCACCAAUAGGAUUCUAGUUUGUUUGUGUUUGUCUCUCCUGGGAAGACAGGGGCCUCGGACUCCCCCAAUCAGCAAGCCCGGGCCGCGGUCACAUGACCAGGCCCAGGCCUGAGGAGGUCUGACCAAUCGGUGACACUCAGAAUCUUGUAUAUUUUAAUAAUAUGUGUGUGUGCGUGUGACUGUGCGAGCGUGCAUACGACUUGGAUAAUAAUUAUGGCGCUGCUGCUCCACAUUAGAUGUGUGUGUGCAGUUAGUGUGCUUCAGUACAGCAAGUUUGCAUAUGAGUUUGCAUAUGCGUGUGUGGGGUUUAGUUUGCGUGCGUGUGUAAGCUUUGUGUGCGAGUGAUUGUGCGUACGCGUGCGUUCUUUAGACUUGUCUUAAAUACCAAAACACAAAAUAGUGAGCGAAUAUCAAAAAAGUGAGAUUUUUUAUCGCUAUCAACACUUAUAGAUUAUAUAUAUGAAUAUCCAGUAAAUAAUUUCUAGAUGUUUUCUUCUGUUUUCUAUUGUUUUAUUAUUUUUACCCACUCUGUUAAACUACAUUUCUGUUGCUAGACAUUUUUUACCUGCUGUUUUUGUUUUUCACAACUUAGAACGACCUUGUUUCCUUCCUUUUCCCUUUGCGUUGUAUAUUAAUUUAAUCCCUUUUUUUUCCUGGUGAACAGAGGUUGUUUCUCUCUUCCUCUCUUCCCUCUCUCAUUCACUCCCUCCUUCCCUCCCUCCUCCUCCCCCUCCCUCCCCUCUAGGGUCUCUGAACUCUGUGUAUAUUUUUAUAGCUCCUUGUACUAUGCUGUAGUUUUGAAGUUUAGACCUCGUUUGUGGAAGUGUUGAGGUAGAACCAUCUAUGAAAGUUUUUUUUUUUUCAAACGCUUUUUUUGAAACGCAGAAGUGAAAAGAAGUGAGGGGCAGGGGGGAGGUGGUGAUGGCGGG
This is a messenger RNA of Toxotes jaculatrix (banded archerfish), 3479 nucleotides long. RefSeq names its product ephrin-B3b (gene efnb3b). The record is from RefSeq and is a predicted model, not a curated record. The transcript is spliced from 5 exons. The coding region runs from base 861 to 1886 and encodes 341 amino acids. NCBI's taxonomy places the organism in Eukaryota, Metazoa, Chordata, Actinopteri, Toxotidae. Gene Ontology annotation, cellular component: plasma membrane. Gene Ontology annotation, biological process: axon guidance; ephrin receptor signaling pathway. Gene Ontology annotation, molecular function: ephrin receptor binding.